UCCCUUUUUCUCAUAUGGCUGCUACAAUACAAUACAAGCCACUAUGGUCCAUGGAAAAGUAGGACAUUAGAAUCGUACGCAAAUUUUGGACUUGACAGUUCAUCUUCAUCCCCCCCAACCAUCCUGAUCCUAUAUAUAUUUCCAAUCAAACAACAAGAAGAUCAACCUCUAACAAAGCUGCAAUGGCGCCCCUCAUCCUCAUCAUCCUCUCCCUUGUUCCCCUUCUGGCCUUGUUGAUCAGGAACUACUUACUAUCUUGUAAAAAAACGAAUCUACCACCAACUCCUCCUAAGCUUCCGAUUCUGGGCAACUUGCAUCAGCUCGGCGCUCUGCCCCAUCAGUCACUCUGGCGGCUCUCCAAGAAAUACGGUCCCGUGAUGCAAUUCCACUUGGGCCGCGUCCCUGCCGUCGUGAUCUCCUCCCCUGAAGCCGCCAGAGAGGUGAUGAAACUCCACGACCUCGCCACCUGCAGCCGCCCCUCCAUGGCAGGGACGCGCCGCCUCACCUACGACUACCUCGACGUCGCCUUCUCCCCCUACGCCGACAACUGGCGCUUCAUGAGGAAGAUCAUCAUUCUCGAGCUCUUCAGCCUCAAGAGGGUCAGGUCGUUUCGGUUGGUCCGGGAACAGGAAGUCGGGUUGCUGAUCGACUCCAUCGUCACCUCCGGAGCUGAUCAAAUCAACCUCACCGAGAAACUCUACUCCCUCACGGCGAACAUAACGUUCAGGAUGUCGUUCGGAUUCGACUACCGCGGGACCGAGUUCGACAAGAACAGGUUUCACGAGGUGAUUCACGAGGCAGAGGUCGUCGCCGGGAGCAUGUCGGCAGAGGAGUGUUUCCCGCGGGGAUUGGGUUGGGUUGUGGAUAAAUUGACCGGUCAUCGGGCGAGGAUCGAGAGGGUUUUUGGCGAGCUCGACGGUUUCUUCCAGCAUGUCAUCGAUGAACACCUUCAGAAAGGAAGGGAACGAGAUGAUCAGGAAGACAUGAUCGACGUGCUGCUGGGAAUUUACAGGGAGCAAUCUCGACAACCUCUCGCUGGCGGUGGCAAGUCUCAGUUCGGAAUGGAUAACAUUAAGGCUCUUCUCCUGAACUUUUUCUUGGGAGGAAUUGACACGGCUGCACUGACUGUGAACUGGGCCAUGGCCGAGCUUCUAGCCAACCCCAGACUAAUGAAGAAAGCACAGGCAGAAGUCAGAGACGUCGUCGGAGACAAAAACAGAGUCACCGAAGACGACGUCGAGAAACUCGAGUACCUCAAAUUGGUCAUCAAAGAAACUCUGCGACUCCACCCACCGGCGCCCCUGCUACUCCCCAGAGAAUCCAUCUCCCCGUUGAAAAUCAACGGAUACGACGUUCCCCCAAAGACGAUGAUCUACAUCAACGCUUGGGGGAUCGGGCGAGACCCGAAUCACUGGCCGGAACCAGACAAGUUCUUGCCGGAGAGAUUCGAGGACAGCUCGUUGGAGUUCAAAGGGCAGAGCUUCGAGUACCUGCCCUUUGGAUCCGGGCGCAGAGUCUGUCCUGGAAUACACAUGGGAACGAUUACAGUGGAAAUUGCGCUGGCGAAUCUGUUGUGUUGCUUCGAUUGGAAAUUGCCCGAUGGGAUGACGGCGGAGGAUGUGACCAUGGAAGAACAGAGUGGCGUCAGCUUGACUGUGUCCAAGAAAGAACCGCUCCUCCUCGUCCCUGUCAAUCGGAUCAAGUGA
Messenger RNA from Linum tenue, 1706 nucleotides. The record is from the annotation of a GenBank genome assembly. Lineage: Eukaryota; Viridiplantae; Streptophyta; Magnoliopsida; Malpighiales; Linaceae.